CGCUGAACUUGAACAUGGGUUAGGUACUGAGAAGUAUGGAAUAAAAAGGAACGGGGAUGCGAUGCUUGCUUGACUCUUGCACUUGCAAGUACUCUACUGUGCCUUAUUCUCUCUAUUGUCGACUUCUUAGACUAAAGCUAACUGGGUCUGUACUAGCUUGCUCUUGAACAAUGCCGGCAACAUCUGCCGCCGCCGCCGCCGCCGCCGCAGCCCUACGAACCACGUUAGUCUGUCUUCUCUUGUUUCCUUCGAUUCACUGCCAAUUUGCUCGCGCGACUCGGAAGAGAAGUCGGCAAUGAAUAAGAAUCUCAUCAAUCAAUCACAGCACCGACACCGCUCUCUGUGGGCGGUUCCCCAUUAACCCGGUCAGAUAUGGGGACUGCUCAGUCCAAAGACUCGGCAGCCUCUUUCGGAGGCCAGACGAUCCAUCUGGACCUCAGAUGCGUACGCGGCUGUACUGUACCUUACGAGACCUACCAGGUAGGUCGCCGUAGGCCCGGUCUACGCCGUCAGGUAGUGUGUUGUUACCUAUUAGUCGACAUUUGCCCUGCCCCUUCGGGAGUGCCUCACGGCAUUCAAUACUGGUAUGUUCACGUAAGUAUAUAUAUAUUUACUCCAGUCCCUAGGUACUCUACUGGAUCGGAUAUAUUAUCUAUCGUUGCUGGGUUGGUAUAUGGGCGAACAAUUGAAGAGUAUUCCCCUUUGAAUUGUGCCACUUCUUCGUUUCUCUAAUCUGGUGUCCGGCUGUUGAAUCUGUUGAUCUGACUUUCUAUCACGUCACUACCCUUCUCUUUCCCUUCAGACAGCAUCAGAAGUGUCCCGUCGUUGAACUGAAGACGGAGGACUCGGAGUGCUCAGGCUAGAAUUCGAAGGCUUCGGCGCUCAAAGGGUACUACUGUCCUUUGAUCACUGUUGUACUACCGAUACAACUAUCGUCAUAUCACCGAGUUGAAGUUCCAGCAUCGAUAUCAACACCAUACCACGCACGACACGACUCGGCAGCCCAAGCCCACCAAAUCUGCAACUGUACAAUCUUGGUCGUUUCACCCACUGGCAUCCCUGGUGAGUGUGUGGCACAGAAGGACAGGUAGUGAGGAGCGAGACUACAAUCAAAAUGGGGAAACUUCAACUCCACGUUGGCAUUAUCGGUGCCGGGCUCGGCGGGCUUGCUGCGGCCAUUGGGAUUGCAAGGGCCGGAGUCAAAGUGACCAUUCUGGAGCAAGCACCUCAACUUGGUGAGGUCGGAGCCGGCAUCCAAAUCCCACCCAACAGCACACGCAUCCUAGCUCGGUGGGGACUCCUCCCAGCGCUCGAAAAAGUAUCAGUGCGCCCCAACAACUUCAUUCUCCGAUCCUACAAGGACGGCGCAGUCCUAUCGACUCAACCGUUAAUUCCAUACUGCGAGGAGCGAUAUGGCCAUCCAUACCUCCACAUCCAUCGAGCAGACUACCAUCGAAUCCUAACCCAAGAAGCUGAGCGACUCGGAGUAACAGUCCGCCUAAACAGCCAAGUCACAAAAAUCGACUUCGACCGUCCCGCAGUCCACAUCAAGAACCAACCGCAACCAUUUCUAGCCGACCUAAUCAUCGGAGCGGACGGAUUGAAAUCCAUAUGUCGCGAAGCGCUUCUCGGUCGCCCUGACCCUCCCCAUCUCACAGGCGACCUGGCAUAUCGCAUCACCGUGCCCGCAGACAAGAUGAAAUCUCACCCUUUGUUGGCCGAACUAGUCGCAAAACCCAACAUCAACUACUGGAUGGGGCCUGACGUCCACGUGGUAUGUUACUUGCUUAAGGGCGGCAAUCUAUACAACAUUGUCAUUGCCUGUCCAGACAAUCUACCCGAAUUCGUGAACCAGCAAAAAGCCGACCUGCGCGAGAUGAACGAGCUAUUUGCAAACUGGGACCCCCAGUUGAGGGCCUUAGUGGCCCUGUGUCAAGAAACUUCGAAAUGGCGCCUCCAGAACUCGCGCGAGAUGAUCAGCUGGUCACACCCCUCGGGUCGGUUCACGCUCCUCGGUGACGCCUGCCACGCUACAUUGCCGUAUUUGGCCCAAGGUGCCGCGCAGGCUGUUGAAGAUGGCGCCGUGUUAGGUCACUUGUUUGAGAAAAUCGAGCACGUCCACCAAUUACCUGAUUUGACUGCGAUUUAUGAAACUGUCCGCAAACCGAGAACCACGCGAGUUGUGCAAGGUAGUUCGCAUUUAGGUCAGAAGAUUUUCCAUUUACAUGAUGGCCCGAGGCAAAUGGAACGAGAUCGCCAGUUGCGUGAGUACCAGGAUGAUCCGUUCGAGGGGUAUCAGAACCGAUGGCGUGAUCCGGUCUUUCAGCCGUUUUUGUUCGAUUAUGAUGCUAAACAGGUCGUUGAUGAUGCUUGGGAUGUUUAUACACAGGGGAAGUUUCCGGGUACGAUGGGCAAAUUUGCAGAGUUGCUUGAGAAGAAACAACAGCGGACUCAAGGUGAGGAGGGGGAAACGGGGAGUGAUGAACUCGAUGAAUUGCGCAGGCAUGAGUUUCGUGUCGCUGGACCGGGGCCCCAGCUUGUGUCGAGGGCUAAAGCUUCGAAGUUGUGAUAACGUUUGACAAUAUGGCCACGGCUGGGCUACUAGUAGGUAGGUAGACUCCUAAUAUUAAACGAGCCUCGCUUUCCUUUCAAUAAUUUUGCAUGGCAUGGCGUUUUCUGGUCACUGUGUCCAGACAGGGCUGGAGGUUUCGAUGUACAUCACCCACAACAUGGACGCCCCGUCAGAGGGUGAAGAAAGGACGAACACCCGGGAUUGAAG
Exophiala dermatitidis NIH/UT8656 is the source of this 2779-nucleotide messenger RNA. RefSeq names its product salicylate hydroxylase. The coding region runs from base 1115 to 2569 and encodes 484 amino acids. The transcript is spliced from 2 exons. Gene Ontology annotation, biological process: secondary metabolite biosynthetic process. The record is from RefSeq and is a predicted model, not a curated record. Gene Ontology annotation, molecular function: monooxygenase activity; FAD binding. Lineage: Eukaryota; Fungi; Ascomycota; Eurotiomycetes; Chaetothyriales; Herpotrichiellaceae.